Molecule: messenger RNA, 2001 nt
Organism: Aphis gossypii (cotton aphid)
Lineage: Eukaryota; Metazoa; Arthropoda; Insecta; Hemiptera; Aphididae
Product: mucin-5AC-like
Exons: 1
Coding region: 1-2001 (666 amino acids)
Source: RefSeq, a predicted model, not a curated record
AUGGGCCAAAACGACGGGUGUAAGUCGGACCGAUGUGGUUGCCAACUGAUAUCGAAGGGCGAAGAAAAGCCAGCGGUGGCCGCUCCUCGGCCACGAAACGUAUGUGGUGGACGCACCGAACAGCCCGAAAUGAGUAUAUGUGAUUUCUUAAAAUCGCAACCCACCCCAGAAUGGAUCAAAGGAAACGACUCGCGUCCGCAACGCGCGCACAAUCCGUGCGCUGAACCGAGCAAACCCGUCGAGAAGCAACAGAGUCCGUGCCAACAGGCGCCGGUCGCUAAGAACCGGAGUUGUUCUGACCGGCCGAAACCCCGCGUACAGGAAUCUUCACGGUCAUCGGAACAGGUCUGCGGGCCGCAGCGUUCUCAGCACCGUCACCGGAACGAGCAGCGUCCGAUGCAGCCCGCAGCUGACUGCGACCAGGAAGACCGUAAAAUGUCACAGAUAAUCAUCAACUUUGGGACGGUGGUGACCAGUGACAAGUGUAAACAGGACUCAAGUCAACAGAUGAAUGGGGACGUGCACAACGUUCCGAAAGAGAAAAAGCGACGAACGUGUAACACAACGGCCCUCCCGCCGGCAGACCGUUCGAACUGUACGUGUCCCCCAGUCGAUCGGUCGACCUCCACCUGUCCACCGGCCGAACGUUCGGUCUGCAGUGCACGCGCUCCAGCCAAUCGUUCGACGUCCAACUGCCCACCGACGGGUCAAUCAAGCUGCUCACGUGCCUCGUCCGAUCGUUCCACCUCCAACUGUCCACCGACGGAUCGAUCUACUUCCACCUGUCCACCUGCCGAACAUUCGGUCUGCGGUGCACGUGCCCCAGCCAAUCGUUCAACGUCUAACUGUCCACCGACGGAUCGAUCUACUUCCACCUGUCCACCUGCCGAACAUUCGGUCUGUGGUGCACGUGCCCCAGUUAAUCGUUCGACGUCUAACUGUCCACCGACGGAUCGUUCGAGCUGUCCACGUGCCCCGGCAGAUCGUUCCACCUCUCGUUGUCCAUCAACGGAUCGAUCGACCUCCACCUGUCCACCGGCCGAACGUUCGGUCUGCAGUGCACGCGCUCCAACCAAUCGUUCGACGUCCAACUGCCCAUCGACGGAUCAAUCGAGCUGUCCACGCGCCCCAACAGAUCGUUCCGCCUCCCGUUGUCCAUCGACGGAUCGAUCGACCUCCACCGGUCCACCGACUGAACAUUCAGCCUGCAGUGCACGCGCUCCAGCCAAUCGUUCGACGUCCAACUGCCCCGCAACAGAUUGCUCGAGCUGUCCAUGCGCCCCAGCCAAUCGUUCAACCUCCAACUGUCCACCAGUCGAUCGUCAAAAAUCUAUCCGUGAACCGGCCGAACGUUCAAACUACAACUAUCCACCAGCUGAUCGCUCGAGCUGUCCACGUGCCUCAGCCAAUCAUUCGACUUCCACUCGUCCACCGAUUGAUCGUUCAAGUUAUAGUCGUAGACCCGCCGAACAUUCAUCUCGUAAUAUACGGGCUUCAGGUUAUCGUUCGACCUCCACCGGUCCGCCAGCAGAUCAUUCGUCCUUUACACAACCGCAGGCGUCUUCGGCCUUUAUGCGUCCUGAUCGAUCGUCCACCACUUGUUCGCGGGCCGACCGAAACGAUCGUUCAUCCUUUGGACAUCCGCAGGCGUCUUCGACCUUUAUACGUCCUGAUCGAUCGGCCACCACUUGUCCGCAAGCCGAAUGGGCGACACCCACUUGUCCACCAGCCGAUCGGAACGAUCGCUCGACUUGUUCCCGCUCACCGGCCGAUUGGUCGAUAUCUACCAUUUCGCCGGGAGAUCGUUCAAACUCCGUCCGUCCACCGAACGCCCGUCCAGCUAACGCCCGUUCGUAUGCGAUGGAACCUAAUACUACGGGGCGGGACUCUUACAGUCGACAUCAGGAUAAUGCUGUCUCAAGUGCGCAAUAUAAAACGCAUUCUGAAACAGGAAUGAAGACAAACUCUUGUAGUUGCAAUAAUACUAACUCGAACUUCUAG